AUGAAUUUUGUGCAUUCAAAAUCUCCUGAAGGAAUGAAAAGUGAACUUGAUUUAUUUGGAAUACCAUCAACACAAGUUGGAUUGGAAAAAGGACAUUGGAUCGAUCAUCAACCGGUAUCCAGUGUAGAAGACGGUGGUCCAAUCACAUUUCUGUGUCCAGGAACUGAUGAUUACGUUGACUUGUCGAAAACGAUUCUUGUAGUGAGAGCAAAAGUGACAAAGGCUAAUGGGCAAGAUCUUGACGCAGACGAAAGAGUCGGAGUUGUAAACAAUUUUCUGCACAGCCUUUUCAAACAAGUUGACGUCUUUUUGAAAGAAAAGCAAGUGACACAAGCUACUGGAACGUAUGCAUACCGUGCGUAUUUGGAGACGCUGCUUAAUUUCGGGAUUGGUGCUAAGCAAUCCCAACUCACCGCGGCUUUGUUUUAUAAAGAUACAGCAGGAAAAUUUGAUGUGUCCAAUCCUGCAAUAGCGGUUGCUGCUAACACCAACUAUGGUCUUAAAAAGAGAUAUGAAUUCAGCAGCCAGAGUAAAACGAUUGAAAUGGCUGGACCUAUAUUUAGUGAUGUGUUCUUUUCAGAACGUCUCCUGUUAAGCUUUGUAGACCUAAAAGUUAUUCUGAAUCGCAAUAUUAACGAGUUUUGUUUGAUGGCUUCUGAAGAUGAUGCGGAUUACAGAGUAAAAUUGAUGGAUGUUUAUCUGAAAAUACGUAAGGUGAAAAUUAGCCCAACCAUUUCCAUGGCCCAUGAGAUUGCAUUGAAAAAAGGUCCUGCUAUCUAUCCUAUCCGUCGUGUUGAAUGUAAAAGUUUCAUUAUUCCAGCUGGAAAUCCCUCCCUAAGAAAAGAUAACAUUUUCAACGGACUUGUCCCGAAAUCAUUUGUUUGUGGCUUGGUCGAAAGUGCGGGAUUCAAUGGCGCGUACAAACAAAAUCCAUUCAACUUUCAACAUUUCAACAUGUCGUUUAUUGGAGCGUCUGUGAAUGGCGAAGAAGUACCCUUGAAAGGUAUGCAACUUUCCUUUGCCGGUGCAAAUCCUAGAUAUAUUGAAGCAUUUUACACAAUGUUCUCUGGUACGGGAAAGAUGAACUACAACACUGGAAAUGAUAUCUCACGCGAUGAAUACAUAGGAGGAAACGUGCUUUUUGCAUUGGAUCUGACGCCAGACAUGUGUGGUAGUUCAACGCACUUUAAUGCUGUUCAGAAAGGAAAUUUCGCAGUUGACGUCAAGUUCUCUCGUGCGCCGGCAGCAGCUGUGAGUCUUGUCUGUUAUGCAGAAUUCGAAAACCUGAUACAGAUUGAGGUGAGAGAAACGUCAUAUAUGACUAUACCGGCUAGAUGA
Messenger RNA from Dendronephthya gigantea, 1338 nucleotides. RefSeq lists its product as uncharacterized. Gene Ontology annotation, cellular component: cytosol. Gene Ontology annotation, molecular function: ribonucleoside-diphosphate reductase activity, thioredoxin disulfide as acceptor. The transcript has a single exon. The record is from RefSeq and is a predicted model, not a curated record. NCBI's taxonomy places the organism in Eukaryota, Metazoa, Cnidaria, Anthozoa, Malacalcyonacea, Nephtheidae. Gene Ontology annotation, biological process: deoxyribonucleotide biosynthetic process. Bases 1 to 1338 code for a protein of 445 amino acids.